GAUCAUCUAACAAAGAAAAAAGGAACUUAUUUAGUGCAAGACUUUCAUCCAUUAAGGGAUGGAAGGAAAAGUUUUUCUUUGUUGAUACCACAAAGUGGGAAAUGAGGGAUGUAGAGGUAGAAUUUUUGUCUAGCUGGAAGGCUAAAAAGGCCAACCAGAAUAAGUACAGCUUAACUAGUGAUGAGGAGGAAGAGUUUGAGAAGCUGGUGAGAGAGGGAGGUAACAUUUUGGAUAUUAUGUAUCUCACCAGCUUAGAGGUUAUAAAUGCUGCUGAGCUCUAUCGACCAACCGAGAUGAAGAGAUUUUUGGGUGCAGUUGGAGGAUUGGCUAUCCCUAAGGAACCAAAGAAGAAGUCAAAGACUUCAGAUGUUGCAAAGCUCAAACGCAAGGGAAGUGAAGACUUGGAGCCGGCUCAAAGGAAGAAGAAGAGGGUGGGGGAGAUAGAAGUUAGAAGAGACAAGGUGGUGGAGUUCGUACCUUGGCCUCUUCCUGUCGAGCUCGAUCCAGAACUCAGAAGGAUUGCGGUUUCCACCCAUGGCAAGGGAAAGGCUCUAGUACCUCUUCCUACUCUGCAGAACAGUAUUUUUGAUACGAAAAGUAGUAUGGUAGCGAAAAACCUCUUAAAUGCAUAUCUUUCUAAAGUGGAUCAUCGCCGAGCAAAAGAGGAGGUUCUGAGCAAUGGAGGGAGUUCGCUUGUUAAGCAUGCCUUGGAGAUUAAGUUGAGGUGGGAUCGUGACAAAGAGGGUUGCAGCAUUUUCCCUCCGAACUUCAACUUCGAAUUCGUCAUAAUGGAGGAAGGGAAUGCAAAGGCAAAAGGUGCAGAGCUGGGGGAGAGCCAGGCACCUCAUCCAGUGGAGAUCCAUCCAGUUCCUUCAGAGGAAGACCAGCCAGCUCCCCCAACAGAAGAUCAGCCACCUCCUGCAGUAGAGUAGCGAGACUUUAUUUCUUUGGUUUUUAUUUUAUUGUAACGUUUGAACAAUUUGUUUGUUUUAAUUCGAACAUUUAUGUAGUCACUUCGUCUGUUAAUUUAAUUGAGUGUUGAGGAUUUAUUUUAACUAUUUGUUGUGUUGGUGUUAAGUAAGAGUUGAAAUGAGUGAAAACACUUCAAAUUUGAAGUGAAAUUUAUUAAUAGAAUCGACGUCAAAGG
Molecule: messenger RNA, 1147 nt
Organism: Rubroshorea leprosula
Lineage: Eukaryota; Viridiplantae; Streptophyta; Magnoliopsida; Malvales; Dipterocarpaceae
Source: the annotation of a GenBank genome assembly